AUGUAUCUGACUUCAAAACCAGACUUGGCCAAGACCGGCCUUGAUGAUGACGAGGCCAAGGGUGUUCAGAACCUCAGCGACUUGGGCGGUCCAAGUUCCUACCGGGCCUCUGGAGGCCCUUCGCAGGACUAUGUUCCCAAGCCCCGCCCCGCCAAUGAUGCCUAUGCUGGCAUGAAGACCAGCCCGAAUGGCAUCCUUCUUCCACCUGGCGCUGAGUUCAGGAUCUUCAAUAAGGCUAGUGGUAACGGUGCUGGUACCAAUGUUCUGGUCCAGGCUGUUGGAGGCAGCGAGCAGACCUAUGCUACUCAAGCGACCAGUUCUCAUACAACUGGCGCCGCCCAGGUGACAUCUGCGAUGUCUUCUCAGGGCGCUUCUGUCACCUUCAAGGGUAGUCAGCAUAACCCCGGCCAAGGAAGCGCGUCUGCUUUGCCUCCUCACCUGAGGAAGAAGCCCGCUGAGGGUGAUUCUUCUCCCUCGUCUGCCCAGACCACUCAGUCUACUAAGGCCGACAAGCAACCUGCCCAGCCUGCUCAAUCUACUCAGACCGUCAGUCCUGCACUGUCUACCCAGCCUGCUCAGGCUGCUCAGGCUGCCAAGAUGCAGACGCCAAUUGCUGCCAUUGCUCCUCCUACUACCAAGGCCUCUUUGCCCAGCGAGGGACGCAUGGAACAUGAGCAUGCAAAGGCCAACGACUCCGCUUUGCCUUCUGACAGACAGCUGUUCUCGUCUACUUGCAAGGGAAAGAUGGGAGGUCCUGGUGGAUCCUGGGAAGAUGUCAUCGUCAAACUCAAGGUCGUCUUCACCGAGAAUCGCCCCGAGGGCCACGCCAUGUUCGUCAUGGAGUACAAGGACAUUCUCACCAAGAGCCACGGUCUGGAAACUUACCGCUGCGUUUACGCAAAGGGUGUCUUGGUGAUCUGCAGCUUUAUCGACUCCUCAAACGACAAACCCCGGGAAGAGCGAUACAGCUUCAGGUUCCCAGAUGGGAGUACUGGAGUGGAGUUUAACCUUCAAUGCGACAACAUCAAGCGUGUGAUGGAGUACAUCCUGAAGCACGCCAUCCCUGCAAAGAGUGAGGCGGUCGAACCCUCGGCAAAGCAAGAGGCAGAGGCAGAGUCGCUUCCCGAGACGCCUUCGGAGAAGACGGCAGUCGGCACUCCCACCCCCGAGCCUGGUUCGAAGAUGGUUGCUGCUCCCAAGACCGACGUCGAUAAGAAUGCCUCGAAGACUACAGGCCUUGAGGAUGCCUUCGACAAGCUCGCACUUGAUAAGGUCAAGGGCUCCUCAAUGUACACGGCGGAGCGUACGGCGGAACGUAGGCAGUACAGUGCCGAACAGCUUCUCGAGAGACGUUCAUCGGCUGAGAUGCCUCCCGGCAUCAAGGAUGUCAAGAUUCCUCUGCAGAAAGACCGAGGUGGUCGAUUGCCUCCUCAUCUUCAUUUCAACCGUCGCCAGGAGGUUCCCGUCACUGCUUCUACCAUGGCUCCUGCUGGAAAAAGCGAUACUUUGGUCGAGGUUGAGAUCAACAACCAGAUGGUCCAGACGCCUAUCAAGGAGGCUCCCAUCUUCCGGGAGUCUGAGCCUGCGCAGGAGGCUCCUAUGCAGAAGCCCGAGAUUACUGAGGCAAGCGCCGCUGACGAGUCGCUGAUCUCAUUCAAGACCAGCAAGUCCGAGGUUGACUCUGCUGUCUCCAUGCAGCCCACCUCCACUGCCCCUACCGUUGAGGAUGAGACGCUCAGCACCAGCCUUUCUCAAGAGGGCGGCACCGCAGUGUCCAUGGCUGAGUCGACGGCUAAGCAGACUGACGCAGCCACCGCUGCUGAUAAGUCAGAGCAGCCAACUCCUGUCAUGCCGCCUGCGCAGGCCACUCCCCACCCGGGCUACAUUCACGGCGUCCAGGGCAUGCCUCCCCAGAUGCCAACUCCCAUCAUGGGAUCUCCUCACAUGGCCGGUCCCGCUAUCUACCAUCCGUAUGGAGCUCAGCAGAUCAUUGAGUCUGCGAUGCAGCAGCACUUGCCCGCUAAUGGAGUCUUGCACGCCAUCUCCGUGACCUACCACGUCAGCCAGGGACCUUCCUCCGCUCAACAGAACGGCGGCCAGCAGCCUGCGCCCACCAUUUAUAACAUGACUCAACAGCUGAACACUAGCACAGGAUUUUCGCCUAGGGCGCAGGUCUUCCAGCCUGUUGUCCAGGGCCAGACUGUCAACAGUAACGGACCCAAAAUGCGUCGUGGCCUCGAGAGCUCGAGAUUUGCCACUGGAUUCUCUGGUGCCAAGUACGCGGGCUCGUUCACCGGAAUCGCGGCUGAUGAGUAG
This is a messenger RNA of Colletotrichum chrysophilum, 2316 nucleotides long. RefSeq lists its product as uncharacterized. The record is from RefSeq and is a predicted model, not a curated record. The coding region runs from base 1 to 2316 and encodes 771 amino acids. Lineage: Eukaryota; Fungi; Ascomycota; Sordariomycetes; Glomerellales; Glomerellaceae. The transcript has 2 exons.